UAGUGCUGCUGGGGCGUCCCUCAUCUGCUAUCCCUGCGCCCGCCGAGAUGGUUGUCCUCCUUCUCCUCCUCCUUCUUCUUCCCUUCCUGCUGUACGUGGCUGCGCCCCAAAUCAGGAAAAUGCUGUCCAGUGGGGUAUGCACAUCAACUGUCCAGCUUCCUGGCAAGGUAGCUGUGGUCACUGGAGCUAACACAGGCAUUGGGAAGGAGACAGCCAAAGAGCUGGCUCAAAGAGGAGCUCGUGUAUAUUUGGCAUGCCGAGAUGUACAAAAGGGGGAGUUGGUGGCCAAAGAGAUCCAGACCAUGACAGGGAACCAGCAGGUGUUGGUGCGGAAACUGGACCUGUCUGAUACUAAAUCUAUUCGAGCCUUUGCUAAGGAUUUCUUAGCAGAGGAAAAGCACCUUCACAUUUUGAUCAACAAUGCAGGAGUGAUGAUGUGUCCCUACUCUAAGACAGCAGAUGGCUUUGAAAUGCACAUGGGAGUCAACCACCUGGGUCACUUCCUCCUGACCCAUCUGCUGCUAGGGAAACUGAAGGAAUCAGCCCCAUCAAGAAUAGUAAAUGUAUCUUCCUUAGCACAUCACCUGGGAAGGAUCCACUUUCAUAACCUGCAGGGCGAGAAAUUCUACAACUCUGGCCUGGCCUACUGUCAUAGCAAGCUAGCCAACAUUCUCUUCACCAAGGAACUGGCCCGGAGGCUAAAAGGCUCCGGCGUUACAACAUACUCUGUACACCCUGGCACAGUCCAAUCUGAACUGACUCGCCACUCAUCUUUCAUGAAAUGGAUGUGGCAGCUUUUCUCCUCCUUCAUCAAGACUCCUCAGCAGGGAGCCCAGACCAGCCUGCACUGUGCCUUAACAGAAGGUCUUGAGAUUCUAAGUGGGAAUCAUUUCAGUGACUGCCAUGUGGCAUGGGUCUCUGCACAGGCUCGUAAUGAGACAAUAGCAAGGCGGCUGUGGGAUGUCAGUUGUGACCUGCUUGGCCUCCCAGUGGAUUGAUAGGCAGUGGCAGUUGGACCCAAAAGAAGACUAAAGCAGACUACACGGUAUUUCCUGCCAAAAUUAUUCUCCUGCAAGUUGGCCAACACCUAAAACAAAGGAAAAGAAGACCUUCCAGUCGUGCCUGCAUGGUGUCCGUUUGAAACCCAGUUACGCUGCCAGUUUUCGUUUGUCCAGAUUUCCUUUGCUCUUGUUGCUGCCAGAGAUGCCAUCAAAGGAUAAGAUGAUCCUCAUCUGACCUACGUAGCCCUAUUUUCCUUCGAAACCUACUACUGCCUAGGGGAAUAUAAGCUACGGCAGGGUUUAUUUAUGGGAAUUUGGAAUAGUUUCUGCCCUGUUUGUUCACAAUAUAGUUCUUGCCAACCAACAAAUCUUCGCUUUAAGAGAGCUACACUAUAACCUCAGCCAAACUCUUGUGAAUCACAGUGGCGUGACCUAAGAGCAGCGCUUACUCCCCAACUCUUUAACUCUCAAGCACCAACACCUGGCUUUUUCAGGAAAUUCUUAAUUGAAUCAAUUAUGGCACGGCCUUAUUUUUGACAGCCUAAAGCUUAAGGUCUCUAGAGACAUUUUCCCAGUCUAGACCAGAAAAGAGCUUCCUUUUCUAAGUAGUUGGUGAGGCUUGGAUCAGGGAAUGCAGAAAUAAAUAUGAAGUUCAAACUGUAAUUUUCCUGCUGUUUCUCAGGCCAGCAAAUAGGUAAUGUAAGGAGCACUACCAGAAGAAGGGCCACUUGACCCCAGUUACUGACCCCAGACCCAUGGAGAGACCUCGUGGGAUUUUUUUUUUGUUUUUUGAGA
Molecule: messenger RNA, 1796 nt
Organism: Otolemur garnettii (small-eared galago)
Lineage: Eukaryota; Metazoa; Chordata; Mammalia; Primates; Galagidae
Gene: RDH11
Product: retinol dehydrogenase 11 (all-trans/9-cis/11-cis)
Exons: 7
Coding region: 48-998 (316 amino acids)
Source: RefSeq, a predicted model, not a curated record